Prorocentrum cordatum is the source of this 300-nucleotide messenger RNA. The record is from the annotation of a GenBank genome assembly. NCBI's taxonomy places the organism in Eukaryota, Dinophyceae, Prorocentrales, Prorocentraceae.
AUGCCCAAUCCCAAUAGACUUGGGCCGUCCUCCAUCCAGCGAUCGCUCGGGACACGGCCAACGGGAACCAUGCGCUUCACGACACGCUUCAUCUUGAUGUCCGCAGCCCUCCGCGGGAACAACACUGUCUUCGCGUGGGAGAGCAGCAGCGUGCCGCUGAGCCUCCGCUUUUGCCGCGGGCAGUUCAGGUCGACGGCCACCGUCUCGCCGGGGACCAGCAUUCGCACUAUCUUCAUGGCCUCCUUCCAGCAGUCCCUCUCGGAGCGGAUGCUCUCUCGCGCGCACCAGGCCAGGGGCUGA